AUGGCGGCUGCAGAUGUCGACGUCGGCUACGUCGCAGGUCACCUCGGCCUCGACCAGCCUGUCCUUGCGGCCCUGACGACGGAGCCCACCGUCGACCUCGUCGCCACGCUCCUGCAGGCCGUCGCCGCAAAGGCCCACGAGUUCGACGUCCUCUACGCCGACAAGCUGCAAACCGACAUCGAGCUCGAGAAUGCCGUCCGCAGCGCCGAGUCCCGCGCCCAGACCUCAAAGGCCACGGCUGAAAACGCGCUCAAAGAGGCGCAGCAAGCUCGGCAAAGCUCAAAGGAACAUGAAAUGAAGAGCCAGUCCCUCGAAAACGAGCUGCAGGUUCUCAAGGCAAAGAGCUCCGACCACGAGGCAGAGGUCAAGACCCUUAACGAUAAGAUCGAGACCCUGCAGUCAUCCAACCGCACAAACCUCAGCAUCAUCGAAUCAAACACAAAACGCGACCAGACCGUCGCCGACGAGCUAGCCAAGCAGCACCAGCGAAACGUCGAGCUUACCCGCCAGGCCUCCGCCCUGCAGCAGUCCGAGCAAAACGCAAAGGGCCAGCUCAACAGCGCCAAGUAUCGCGAGGACUCGCUCAAGCAACAGCUUGACCUCGCCCGCCGCAAUGCCGAGUGGCUCGAAGGCGAGCUCAAGACGAAGAGCGACGAGGCCCUCAAGUACAGGAAGGAAAAGGGUGCUCGCGUCGCCCAGCUGCAGAGAGAAUGCGAGGACGCAAAGUCCCAGAUCGACGCCCUCAAGCGGACCGAGCAACAGCUUCGCGAACGCCUCGAGUCCAUGCAGGCCAAAGCCGACGAGGCUCUCGUCAAGCUCCAGAAGCAGGAAAUCGCCUUUGCCACGACCGUCGACAGCUACAAGCAGGAACUCGACGACCAGCGCAGGCUCGUCGACAUGUCUGACCAGCUGAGCAAGAAGCACCAAGAGCGCGUGCGGGAGCUCGAGGCGGAAAAGGAACGUCAAAGGGACAACUACGAAAACGAGAUUCGCCGGGUUCGCCUCGAGCUGGAACAGGAGAGACAAACGACGUCUCAAAUGGAGGCCAAGAUCCAGCAGCUCGAAGGCCAGCUCGACGAGCUGCACGCCCGCAUGGACCAAGCAGUCCAGCCCAGCUCGGUGCCUCAGACGCCCCGCGCCAACGGCUCCGUCAUGGGCCGUCCUGCCUCGCCCUUUGGCCCCUUCGGCACCCCGGGCUCUGUCCGAAGUAAGUCGGCCGUCACCGCCACGCAAGCCAUUGAGCAGCUGUUCCACGUCAAGGGACAGCUCGCCAGCGAAAAGAGGCGAAAUCAGCAGCUCUCGGAGGAGCUCGACGGCAUGAUCUCCGCCCUCGAGGCCAAGGCGCCCGAGAUCCAAGAGCUUCAGGCGGAAACCGAUACUCUCCGCGACGAGAUUGCCCGCAUGUCGGAGCUGUCCCAGCAGAGCUUCGAGGAGCGCGAUAUGGCGAGAAAGGCGGCGCGCAAGGCCGAGGGUGCUUUGGGGUCGGCCCAGUCCGAAACAAAGAUCCUCAAGACGCAACUCCGCGACCUGGGCACGCAAAUACAGAUGCUCGUCUUUAGCAUCUACGCCCUCGAAAAGGGCGUCGACCAGCUGACCGAGGAAGAAAAAUUCCGUCUCCAGCAGCUGGAACAGGGAGAGAUCACCGAGGAGGCCCUGUCCGACUUGUCCGACACCCACCAGUUCAUCACCCAGAAGCUUGUUGUCUUCAAGGACAUCAAGUCCUUGCAGGCCAAGAACCAGGAGUUGAUGCGCAUCACCCGCGAGCUGGCCGAGCAGCUCGAGAGCGAGGAAGCCCUCGCCGCCAAGCAUCAGGCCAAGGUGGAUCACGACAAGGUGGAGAAGCUCCAGCAGGAGCUGGAUCACAUGGUCGAGGAGAGCAGGUCCAUCAAGAGCACCAUGGAGAGCUUCAAGGCCGAGCGCGACAUGUUCCGGCGCAUCCUCCAGCAACGCGGUCACGGCGGAGACGAGGCCUCUAUGAUGAGAAGCUCUCUCGACAGCUCUCAACGCCCUCCACUCGCCAGCAUCGAGGGAGACCAGUCUGAGGCGCUCAAUGAAGCCCUGCGCAAGCUGCAAUCCGAGUACGACAGCUUCCGCGAUGCCCAGAACGACGUCCGCACAGACCUUCGCCGGCAGAUUGACCAUUUGUCGACGGAGAAAAACCAGCUACAGACCGAGAGGAUCAAGGCCGAGAAUGUGGAGCUUCAAAAGCGCAGCCAGGUCCUUUCGGAGACGGCAGCCAAACAGGACAUUCGCACGCAACAGGUUGCCGAGGAGCUCAUUGAAGCAAAGGGGUUGCUGGACAGCAUGAGGAACGAGACGGCCAACCUCAAGGCCGAGAAGAAGCUGUGGAAGGACAUUCAGGAUCGCAUGAGCAGGGACAACGAGGGCCUGAUUGAGGAGAAGAACCGCCUGAACCAGAUUCUGGCCACCCAUCAGAACCUGGAGAACGAACGCAGCGUUGCCGAGUCCGAGGCACGGCGGAAGGCCCAGGAAAAGAUUGACAAGCUGGAGCGCGAGUUGAGCGACGCUCAACGCAAGCUGUCUACCGAGGCCGACGAGAGCAGGAACCUGCAGCUGAGAAAGGAGUUUGAGGCUAAAGAGUCCCAGAGGCGGAUCGACGAGCUCAUGCAGAGCCUGAGCCAAAUCCGCGAGGAACACGUCAGUGUCAAGACGACAAAGGAUCACCUCCAGGCUCGCGUUGACGAGCUGACGGUCGAGCUGCGGAAUGCGGAAGAGCGGGUUGGUCGGCUGCAGCCGCGGCCCACUCCCCGACCUGCGUUGGCAUCGGACAACAACCAGCGCCAGCAGGAGCUCGAAUCUGAUAUCCAAGACCUGAACAACGAAGUCUCGGACCUGAAACGCGACCUCGACCUGGCCAAUACCAAGCUCGAAAACGCCAAGGCGCAAGUCGAGCAGUACAAGGAGCUGAGUCAGAGCAACGAGGAGGCCGUCGAGGACCUCCGCGCCUCGCAGGACCAGUACAGGGAGGAAAUGGAGUCGCUCGUGGCAGAGAAGGAGGCCAAGGUCAAGGAACUCGAACAGCGCGUCGGGGACAUGUCUGCGGAGCUGUCGCGGUCCAACAGUGAGCUAUCGGCGCUCCGGGACUCCCAGAACGAGGUGUCGCGCAGGCACGGUGACGAAAAAGCCAUUCUCCAGGAGGAGCUUGACCGUCUCAAGGAGGACAGCGCCAAGCACGUCGAGGCUGCCCGGUACCACCAGCAGGACCUGCGUGCCCAGGCCGAGAUUGCUUCCAAGGCUCAGCAGGAUUACGAGCAAGAACUCGUCAAGCAUGCCGAGGCAGCCAAACUUGCCCAGCAACUGCGCAGCGAGUACAACGAGCUCAAGAGUCAGACGGCGUCUCUCAGAGCCGAAGCUGAGUCUGCCAAGGUCGCCCUGUCGCAGAACGAGAGCUCCUGGGACGAGCGGCGGCAGCAGCUGGAGCACGAGAUGACCGAGGUGACGGCCCGACGAGAGGAUGUCAACGCCCAGAACAAGCUCCUUCAUCAGCAACUGGAGGCCUUGACCGCCCAGGUCGCAGCCCUGCAGCAGAAACGUGGGGGCGGCGAGGAUGACGAGGCCAUGUCUCCCGCGCACAUUGGCGACGCCCUCGACGGGCUGCGCGAACUCAACAGCUAUCUCCGCCGUGAAAAGGAGAUUCUCGAGGUCCAGUACGACCUCAAGUCGCAGGAGUCGAAGCGGUUGCAGCAGCAGGUGGAAUACAUCCAGUCUCAGCUUGACGAGGCUCGUUUGAAGCUCGACCAGGAACGUGCCCAGUCUGCUCAUGGUGGUCGCAAUGCAAUAACCCACCAGAACCUCAUGGAGAAGCUCAACGAACUUAACCUUUACCGAGAGAGCAGCGCCGCUCUGCGCAACGAAAACACGCAGUUGAAGGAUCAGCUUGCGGACAAGAACAAGAAGAUUGAGGUGUUGGAGGGCAAGAUCCAACCACUUGAGGCCGAGAUUGACAGCCUCAGCACGUCCAAGUCGUAUCUGGAAGAGGAGAUUAAGCAGAUUCAAGAAGACCGCGACCGCUGGCAGAAGCGUACCGAGGGCAUCCUCACCAAGUACGGGCGCGUCGACCCGGCCGAGAUGGAGUCGCUCAAGAUGACCAUUGAAGAAUUGCAAACGGAACGCAACGCUCUUAGAGAGGGCGAGGGCCCGCUGCGAGCCAAGGUCGCAGAGCUCGAGUCGACCAUCAACUCUGAACGCGAGGCCUGGCAGUCCACCCGCUCCAAGCUCACAGACCAAUUCAAGGAAAGGUCCAAGAGGCUCACGGGUGAGAAGAACGAGUAUAUCCAGCUGAGCAACCAGUUGCAGGAACAGCUGAACCAGGUCAACGUCGAGCUUGAGGGAGCGCAGAAGCGUGCGGAGGAGGUCGGGCUGGAGAAGACGGAGCUGGAGAAGGAGAUUGAAAGCUUCAGACAGCAAGUGCAGGAGCUUCGUCAACAGGCACAGCAAGAUCAGCAGGCCCAGCCAUUGCAGCAGGCUCAGGAGGCGCGGCAAGCGCAGGGAGCUCAGCUGGCACCGCAGUCCUCUGCAUCGACCGAAGUUGUGGCCCAGCUAGAGCGGCGGCUGGCGGAUGCGCAAAAGGAUCUGGAAGCCAUCAGCGCGCAGAAACUGGGUGCCGACCAGCAGCUGGAGACGUUGCGGACGGAGCUGCAAGCGACCAUCUCGGAGCGCGAUGAGGCAAGACAAAAGCUGCAGGACGCGACGAGCGGCCCACCUGGACUGUCGGACGAAGAGAGGAAAUCGCUGGAGGAAAAGGUCGCUGUCGCUGAAGCUCAGGUGGCCGAGCUAGAAGAAAGGGUGAACUCGGCUCAGCAGGCGGCCAAGGAGCGAUGCGACAAGAUGCGCGACUCGUUGAACAACAAGCUUAAAGAGAGCCGUGGAAAGUUCGACGAGGAGCUCAGGCAGAAGGACGAAGACCUCAGGCUCAGAAUCGAGCAGGAAAGGCUCAUCUGGCAGGCCGAGAACCAGGGCGCCAAGCCCGCCGCUCCAGAGCAGAUGCCAUCCACACCAGCCACGGACGGCCAAUCCCAGCCGUCACAGGCCACGCCCGCGCCGGGCGGCAGCGUUGCUGACUUGACGCAGCUCGACGACGCCAGCAUUCGGCAGUUCCUCGCUUCGAAUGCGACGGUCAAGAGCAUCAUUGCAGCCAAUCUUAAGAAGAGGCUCGAAGCCGAGAGCGCCAAGAUCAAGGGGGAUGUGGACACGAAGAUUGCGUCGGCGCGUGAUCAGGCCCAGUUGAUGGAAUCCAAAAAGUCGACUUUGCGCAUCAACAUGGCCGAGAACAAGCUCAAGGCGGCCAACACGAGACUCGGGGUUGUCGAAACGGCGGCUAAGGAGACGCCUGAGAAGCCAGUGGUUGAGGUGUGGGAGGUUGUCAAGAAGAUCCCCGGCCCCGGGGGGCCAGCCCCUCCGGCAACGCCAGUCAAGGCCGUGCCGGCGACGCCGGCUUCGGCCGGCAGCAGCCAACAGCCCGAUGCUGCUGCUCCCAAGCAAGCCACGGCGAAGCCUGCCGAACAAGCCGCGGAACCAGCCGCCCAGGAGUCGAAGCCAGCGGAGCCCCAGCAGCAGCAGCCCGCCAGCAGCAGCCUGCCCGCCAAGCCGACCAAUCCCUUUGCGCAGUCCGCCAAUGCCAACAAGAUGGAGCCUCAAAACCCUUUUGCGCUCAAGGCGGAACCGGCAGCGAAUGCUUCCCCGGGCAACCAAGUGCCACACCAAAAUCAGCAGCAAGGCCAAGGCGGUCCGAGGUCGUCGGGUAUUCCCAUGCCCCGCGGCGGUGGACGCGGACGAGGAGGCGCCUAUGUGCCCCCCGGCCAGCGAUCUGGUAGCGGAAAUCAAGACGGCGGCCCUGGCAACGCGGCCCAGGCCGGUCGGGGCAGAGGUCGGGGCGGCAUUAACCCUGGCGCGACAGAGUUUCAGCCCGGAACCAAGAGGCAAAGGGGCGAGUCGGAAGGAGGCCGAGGGGCAAAGAGAGUGCGAGGAGGCCACUAG
Messenger RNA from Hirsutella rhossiliensis, 5997 nucleotides. Its product is annotated as TPR/MLP1/MLP2-like protein. Bases 1 to 5997 code for a protein of 1998 amino acids. Gene Ontology annotation, biological process: protein import into nucleus; mRNA export from nucleus. Gene Ontology annotation, molecular function: structural constituent of nuclear pore. Lineage: Eukaryota; Fungi; Ascomycota; Sordariomycetes; Hypocreales; Ophiocordycipitaceae. The record is from RefSeq and is a predicted model, not a curated record. Gene Ontology annotation, cellular component: nuclear pore. The transcript has 4 exons.